Molecule: messenger RNA, 1230 nt
Organism: Seminavis robusta
Lineage: Eukaryota; Bacillariophyta; Bacillariophyceae; Naviculales; Naviculaceae
Source: the annotation of a GenBank genome assembly
AUGAACGAAGCCUCCUGCAUUUAUGUUAGAAGGAAGGAUGAACACUUCCAACAACAAUGCCAACAGAUUCGGGAAAAUGUAGAGUCGAUGACGGGCAUCAAUGUGGUGUUCCGUCCACUUUGUUUUGGCGACCCGGAGAUGGCACUUUUGGAAGCUGCGCUCAGUGCCAAUGUCACUAUCAAAUUUAUUGCCUUGGUAUUGGCGGUAGAGCUGCGACCUGGUGAAGCCCAAACAUUGGGAAACAUCCUUCGGACCCACACCACCGUGGAGACGCUGAUCGUUCGCGGCGCGCCCAACGACCAACUGCAAAGGUUGUGGUCGGGGGUGUUUUCAAACACUACAUCUCUGAAGACUAUCAAUUUGCAUGGGCUAUCGGCUAGUGCUGUCUCGACUUUGGCACAUGCUCGAACAGAUCAUUCAUCAUUGAUCACCAAUUUCGGUUUUGUCGAGUGUACAUUUUCCGCGGAAGCUGUGGAGGAUCUCCUCACCACUCAAUUCAAUCCACCAUUUCAACGCAAUGGGAAAAGUCACAGGUUGAUAGUCCAUGAGUGUAUUUUUGAAACUGUGGAAGAAAAACGACGCUUUGCCAGAGCUCUCGCCAGAACGACUUCUUGGCAGUCUUUUGUGUUUGAGGAUGAGAAAAGGCUCGACAAAGAAACUGCUGCCAUGUUUGCACAGGCUAUAGCUGCAAACCAUGCACUUGAAGAGGUGGGAUUUAUUGGUUUGGGAGAUGAUGAGUUGCAAAUCAUGACAAAUGCCAUUGAGAGGAAUCACUACUUGAUGGGUGCCGAGCUUUUGAGUAAGAACCACGAAGGAGGAUUUGAGCAGGAGUGUGAGAAAAGGGUUGGCCACUCCAUUUCCAUGAACCGGGCAGGGCGCCUCUAUUUGCAGGAGUCUAUUCAACGACCUGGUGAUGCAAGUCUGGAAGAGUUCUGGUUGUCCUCAUUGUCAAAGAACAUCAAUAAACACCCUCUUGUUUAUUCUUGGAUUCGAAACUAUCCCGACAUUUUUGUUCGGGUGGCUUUCAGUGGUGAGGAGGACAAGGAGGAUAUGAGUUGCAAGUUGUUGCUAAGAAGAAGCCCAAAACCAUGGGAUGAAGAAGGAAGGCUGCCAAGGAAGCACAUAGGACGUGAUCAAUUUGAGAGGUGGAUCGGGGCUGCGAUGGUCACAGCGAUAUCAAGCAAUGAAAAAACGCGGAAGAUACCGGUAGGCGUACAACUACGGGUCUAG